UUUUUCAGAACGUGGCAUGCCUGGAUGUCCGUGCCCUGGCUGUGGCAUGGCGGGCCAAAGGCUCCUCUUCCUCACUGCUCUUGCCUUGGAGCUCCUGGGAGAGGCUGGGGGCUCCCAGCCAGCCCUCCGGAGCCGAGGGGCCGCAGCAGCCUGUCGCCUGGACAGCAAGGAGAGCGAGUCCUGGGGGGCCCUGCUGAGUGGGGAGAGGCUGGAUACCUGGAUCUGCUCCCUCCUGGGCUCUCUCAUGGUGGGGCUCAGUGGGGUCUUCCCCUUGCUCGUCAUUCCCCUGGAGAUGGGGACUGCUCUGCGCUCAGAAGCUGGGGCCCAGCGCCUGAAGCAGCUGCUCAGCUUUGCCUUGGGGGGCCUCUUGGGCAACGUGUUUCUGCACCUGCUGCCCGAAGCAUGGGCCUACACGUGCAGCGCCAGCCCCGGUGGUGAGGGGCAGAGCCUGCAGCAACAGCAGCAGCUGGGGCUGUGGGUCAUCGCUGGUUUCCUGACCUUCCUGGUAUUGGAGAAGAUGUUCCUGGACAGCACGGAGAAGGAGGGGCCCGGCCAGGCACCCAGCAAAGACCCCACUGCUGCUGCUGCUGCCCCUGCACUCAAUAGAGGCCACUGUCUGGCCCAGCCGGCUGCAGAGUCCAGCCUGCACACUGUGGUCCGGAGCAUCAAAGUUAGUGGCUAUCUCAAUCUGCUGGCCAACACCAUAGACAACUUCACUCAUGGGCUGGCUGUGGCUGCCAGCUUCCUUGUGAGCAAGAAGAUUGGGCUCCUGACGACCUUGGCCAUCCUCCUGCAUGAGAUACCCCAUGAGGUGGGCGACUUUGCCAUCCUGCUCCGGGCCGGCUUUGACCGAUGGAGUGCAGCAAAGCUGCAGCUCUCGACGGCCCUGGGGGGCCUGCUGGGCGCCUGCUUCGCCAUCUGUACGCAGUCCCCCAAAGGCGUAGAGGAGACCGUGGCCUGGAUCCUGCCCUUCACCUCUGGGGGCUUCCUAUACAUUGCCCUGGUGAAUGUGCUGCCAGACCUCCUGGAGGAAGACGACCCGUGGCACUCCCUGCAGCAAGUACUUCUGCUCUGCAUGGGCAUCGUGGUGAUGGUGCUGUUCUCACUCUUCAUCGAGUAGCCAUGCCGGACGUCCCCAACCCCACAGCAAUAAGAGACUCCGAUUCAUCCUGUGAUUGUUCGUGAGACAGAGGGCGAGUGCAUGUGAGAGAGAACGUGCCCCCGACCAGACAGGAGGGAGGGUUGGUCUGUGUGUGGUGUGUACGUGUGGCCUGUGAAGGUGUGUGCAUGAGACCGACACUGUGAUCCUUCGUGUGCUGGGCCCAGGGCCUGGCUUCCCUCCUUGCCACCUCGCCAUUGAUCACCUCCCGGAGUGAGCGGUAAAGAACAGCAGCAUUGGUCCCAAGCAGAGGCCUCUGCCUGUCAGGACCUCAAGGGGAGGCCUUGGGCCUGGCCUUGAGUGAGAGCAGCCCAAGGACAUCUGGGCUGUAGGGAGCCCCAAAGCUGUCCGGCCUCUUGCUGGGGCCUCAUGGGUCCCUGGCCUGAGGGCAUAAACUCCUCUGCUCAUGCACACAGGCCCUGGGCGGCCUAGGAGUCGAGGCUGGGUGGCUUCUCGCUGCUGUGUCCAUGUUCCUGGCCCUUCCUUCACCAGAUUCCAAGGCCCUUUUCCCUGAUGGCCAGAGAAGAGGCAGGUGCUCGUGUGAACCCCCAGCCCCACUCUGCACUGACAGUCACACUCCUCCCAGCACUGAGCUGGGGGAUGCUUCCAAGGCCUGUUCCUCCUGGCUGCCCACCCCAGGCCAGCUCCUGGUCCCCAAUGCCAACAGCUCUCGCCACCUCCAGCUGCCAAACAGCAGCCUGCAGGGCAGUGAGCAGCCCAGGCCAGCUCAGGGAUGCUCCUGCCAGCACAGGGGCCUGGCAGCUACUCUGGGAGGAGGAAGAGUGGGCUAUGUGCCUGCCCCCUGCUCGGGGCCCCUUUGCCUUUCCCACUGGGGAAAGGAGUAAGGCGGGGGCAGCAAGGGCCCCUUUUGUCAGUGCUCAGGAAUGUGCUUUGGGAGAAUGCUGAAGCCAUAAUCCCCAGCUAUUUCCCUUGGCUGUCGCCCAGGUACUCAGCUGGCCCACUCCCUGGCCCAGCUCAAGCUCUGACACUCACUCGCAGCUGUUCUGAGAAGUGGCCAUUGAGAGGGUCUGAGUGGUUUUACAGCAAUUCUGCUGAGGUUCCGUUUCUAUCAUCUGUAAAUAACUGUUCUAUAGACAAGAUGCAAAUAAAUAUCACCCACAAGCUGGCUGGCUGCUUCUGUUCUGCAGAUUCUGUGUUCAAGCAGGGCUGUCCUGGGUGCCCCAGUCGCCCUGCCUGCUGUACACACCCGCCAGGUUAGCUGCUUUCCCAGCCUCAGCUUCAGGCCACCUCAGGGCCCCUGCCCUGGCUAGCUGCCACCCUGGUCUCCCUAGUCAUCCCCACUCUUGCAGAAGGCAACAGAGUAUAGCACUUCCUUUUUCUGGCCUGCUUUGUUGUUAGCUUUUUAGCCCAGUAAUGGCUAAGCAUGUACUAUAAGGCUGGCACUAUGCCAGUUUAGCCCCUCAGCACCCUCAGGGUGUUAUCCUCCUUUUAAAGAGCUACCUGCUGGCACUUUCCCCUGCCCUG
This is a messenger RNA of Trichechus manatus latirostris (Florida manatee), 2644 nucleotides long. RefSeq names its product solute carrier family 39 member 13 (gene SLC39A13). The coding region runs from base 17 to 1120 and encodes 367 amino acids. Gene Ontology annotation, biological process: intracellular zinc ion homeostasis; zinc ion transmembrane transport. Gene Ontology annotation, cellular component: membrane. The record is from RefSeq and is a predicted model, not a curated record. Lineage: Eukaryota; Metazoa; Chordata; Mammalia; Sirenia; Trichechidae. Gene Ontology annotation, molecular function: zinc ion transmembrane transporter activity. The transcript has 9 exons.